AGACCAGAGCAGCGCUGACAGUUCCUCCUCACACACAAACCUCUCAGCCCCGCACACAGAGGCACUACAUGCUAAUCUAUGGAUAACCCUGGAGCGGACCUGUUUUUGAGGAUCCCAGUCUGACCUGCUCUUGGGCCACCGCGGCGUCUCUGAUUGGCUGAAGAUUCAAAUGAACUUAAUUACAGCAGAGUGUGUGAGUUGAGUGUGUGAGUGUGUGAGUGUGUGAGUGUGUGAGUGUGUGAGGUGAGUGUGUGAGAUUAAAGAGGACAUGACGGCACAGGCAGAGCGAGCGUGUGGUCCCUCCCUGUGAGCUGAAGCUGGGGUCAUGUCUGAAACGCGGCUAAUGGUUUUCCUCCAGUGACAUGAAGGUUUCACCAGGAUGACCUCACUGUGUGAGACAGACUGAGUCCAGACGACACAGGAGACGAUGGCGUCCGGUGGGAAGCCUCGUCAGGAGAGCUCGUUUUACUCCAUAUUCUCCUGCUGUUUCAAAGAGCGUGAGCCGCAGCAGCCGGAGAUCACCUAUCGCCAUGACAACCAGAGCACGUUCAUCGGCCUGGAGCCCGCUCUGCCCAUGCCCCCCGAGCACGAGCUGGACGCCCGCUUCACUGAGCUGGUGGACGAGCUGGAUCUCACUGAGGAGCACAGAGCUCGGAUGUUUGCUCUGCCGGCAGAGAAGAAAUGGCACAUUUACUGCAGUAAAAGGAUGGAAGCAGAGGAGGACAAAGGGGCGACUCGUUGGCCCGAUCACUACAUCGACCGUCUGAACAUGACAGCGGGGAGGACUUUUCUGUAUUUGGACGGAGAGGACGACAGCAGCCGACAAAAACUGGUGGAGGGUCUGAAGACGGCGCUGAGGACGCAGCCGCUGAGGUUUGUGACGCGCUUCAUCGAGCUCGACGGUUUGUCUUGUCUCCUGAACUUCCUGAAGAAGAUGGACUACGAGACGUCGGAGUCCAGCGUCCACACGUCUCUGAUCGGGUGCAUCAGCGCGCUCAUGAACAGCACCCAGGGGCGAGCACACGUCCUGGGGCACCCCGAGAGCAUCAACAUCAUCGCGCAGAGUCUGGCCACGGAAAACAUCAAGACCAAGGUGUCGGUGCUGGAGAUCCUCGGAGCGGUUUGCCUGGUGCCGGGGGGACAUAAGAAAGUGCUGGAGGCCAUGACGCACUACCAGACGUUUGCAGCAGAGAGGACUCGGUUUCAGAGUCUGGUGUACGACCUGGACAGAUCCACGGGUCGUUACAGAGACGAAGUGAAUUUAAAGACGGCGAUUAUGAGUUUUAUUAACGCUGUGCUCGUGAAAGGAGCUGGAGAGACCAGUCUUGAGUUUCGGAUCCACCUUCGAUACGAGUUUCUGAUGUUGGGGAUUCAGCCGGUGAUCGACAAACUGCGCUCACAUGAAAACGCCACUUUAGACGUACAUCUCGACUAUUUUGAGAUGCUCCGAAAUGAAGAUGAACUCCAGCUCAGCAAACGCUUUGACACGGUGCACGUCGACACCAAAAACGCCAGUGGGAUGUUUGAGGUUCUGAGGAAGAAGCUGAGCCACACGGAGCUGUACCCGCACUUCCUGUCGGCCCUGCAGCACUGCCUCAUGAUGCCCCUCAAACCGAGCAGCACGUCUCGACAGUACUGGGUUUUACUCGACAGAAUCGUCCAACAGAUCGUUCUGCAGACGGAGAAAGGAGAAAACCCCGAUGUCGCUCCGUUAGAAGAAUUCAACGUCAAAAACAUCGUCCGCAUGUUGGUCAAAGAAGACGAGGUCAAACAAUGGAAAGAACAAGCGGACACAAUGAGAAAAGAGCAUCAGAACCUGCAGCAGCGAUUCGACCGUAAAGAACGAGAGUGUGAGGCCAAGAGCAAAGAGAAGGAGGACAUGCUGGAGAUGCUCAACAAGAUGAAGGACAAACUGGAGCGAGAGACAAACGAACUGAGACAAACCAAACAGCAAGUGGCCGAACUGUCGACGAGACUCCAGCAACUGGGCGCCAGCUCCACUGUUCCCGGAGGACCUCCUCUGUCGUCAGGUGGUCUCGCUCCCAUCGGACCUGUCCCGCCUGGCCCCUCUCCUCCUCCUCCUCCGCCUCCUCCUCCUCCCCCGGGUGGACCUCCGGGGUUUGGAGGCUUCCCGUUUGUCCCGCCCCCUCCUCCGCCUCCUGGAGCCCCCAUGGGACCCGCGACAGUGAAGAACAUCCCCAAACCUGCAAACCCCAUGAAGUCGUUCAACUGGAGCAAACUGCCACAGAACAAGGUGAAUGGCACAAUUUGGGAAGAAAUAGAUGACCUCAAAGUGUUCAAAACUCUGGAUCUGGAGGAGUUUCAGAAAACCUUCUCAGCCUAUCAGAGGCCUCAGAAAGACACUGAGGACGAGGUGAAGAAGGUGAAGGAGCUGUCGGUGAUCGAUGGUCGACGAGCUCAAAACUGCAACAUUUUGCUCUCAAGACUGAAGUUGACCAAUGAGGAGAUUGGACAUGCGAUUCUGAGCAUGGACGAACAAGAGGACCUCCCCAAAGACAUGCUCGAGCAGCUCCUGAAGUUUGUCCCAGAAAAGAGCGACGUUGAGCUUCUGGAGGAGCACAAGAACGAGCUGGAGCGAAUGGCCCGAGCAGACCGCUUCUUCUACGACAUGAGCAGGAUAAACCACUACCAGCAGCGGCUCCAGUCUCUUUACUUUAAGAAGAAGUUUGCAGAAAGACUGGAGGAGGUGAAGCCUAGAAUCAAAGCUCUGAGUCUGGCGUCUCGAGAGGUGACGAGGAGCGUUUCACUGCGACAUCUUUUAGAAAUAGUUCUGGCUUUUGGAAACUACAUGAACAAAGGACAAAGAGGAAACGCGUUUGGAUUUAGGAUCAACAGUUUGAACAAGAUCGGCGACACCAAGUCCAGCAUCGACAAAAGCGUCACUCUCCUCCAUUACCUCAUCACUGUGUUGGAACAGAAAUAUCCAAAAGUCAUGACGUUCCGUGAAGAUCUAAAAGACGUGCCAGAGGCGGCGAAAGUCAAUAUGACGGAGCUGGAAAAAGAGAUCGGGAGCCUCAGGUCGGGUCUGAAACUCGUUGAAUCGGAGCUCCAGCACCAACAGUCUCAGUCGUCCCAGGGCCCGGGGGAUAAGUUUAUCCCUGUGGUCAGUCAGUUCAUCACCGUCGCCACGUUCAGCUUCUCAGAGGUGGAAGAGUCUCUGAGUGAGGCCAAAGAGCUGUGUGCCAAGGCUCUGAGACACUUUGGAGAGGACUCGUCCACCAUGCAGCCUGAUGAGUUUUUUGGGAUUUUUGACUCUUUCAUGACGUCGUUCUCAGACGCCAAACAGGACAAUGAGAAUAUGAUCAAACGUAAAGAAGAGGAAGAGAAGCGAGCGCUGAUGGAGGCAACGCUGAAGAGAGAAAGAGAGAAAAAAGCCAAAGCCAACGAGGACGGUGACCGCAGCGGAGAGUUUGACGACCUCGUGUCUGCUCUGAGGUCAGGAGAAGUGUUUGACAAAGACAUGUCCAAAAUGAACCGGAGGAAACACAGAAAACUCCAGCAGUUUGACUCGAGUCGAGAGAGACCUGCCUCUAAACUGAAGGACUAAUGUGCACUUUACACACACUGGACAGAGACGUGAACGUGUCCAGGACGACUGGACCGAGGAGGAACGUGCACUUUACAGACACUGGACACAGGUCUGUACUGGACGACUGGACCCAGUGCUGCUGAAAACGCUGCUGCUGCACAAGUUUAUGUGACUAUACAAUCUUGUAAUGAUGUUCUGUGUAUUUAUUCUGAGCUGCUGCCAGUGUUUAAAGUCUGAGUCAGAAAAUAAAUGUUUGAAAAAAUAAUGAAUAAAGAAAAUUAUUGAUCAGGACAAAGACUCUAAAGUCACAUCUGGAGCAGAGUUAUAUAUAAAUAUAUAUAAAUCUAUAUUUCAGAUGCUUAAAUAAACAGACUUAAAUGCC
Messenger RNA from Periophthalmus magnuspinnatus, 3932 nucleotides. RefSeq names its product disheveled-associated activator of morphogenesis 1-like. Lineage: Eukaryota; Metazoa; Chordata; Actinopteri; Gobiiformes; Gobiidae. Gene Ontology annotation, cellular component: stress fiber. Gene Ontology annotation, biological process: actin cytoskeleton organization. Bases 428 to 3568 code for a protein of 1046 amino acids. The transcript has 26 exons. Gene Ontology annotation, molecular function: actin binding; small GTPase binding. The record is from RefSeq and is a predicted model, not a curated record.